This is a messenger RNA of Nilaparvata lugens (brown planthopper), 511 nucleotides long. RefSeq lists its product as uncharacterized. The record is from RefSeq and is a predicted model, not a curated record. NCBI's taxonomy places the organism in Eukaryota, Metazoa, Arthropoda, Insecta, Hemiptera, Delphacidae. The transcript has 2 exons. The coding region runs from base 19 to 351 and encodes 110 amino acids.
CGGCUACAUAGCAUUGGAAUGUCGUCUCAUUUGCAUAGGUGUCACUUCCUUCUCUGGACAAGAAAUCAGCAGUUUGAUUUCGUUUACCUGGCAGGCAAGUCGGGUGAACCUGAGAUUUCGGCCGUUGAAGAGGAAGGACAGGUAAUCUCGAGAUUCUUCGGCCACUUGUACCUGCCAAUAUCCGGCGCUGAGGUCGACGGUGGAGUAUAUGGUCUUGCCAUGGAACGUCUGCAACACCUGAUCGAUCUGGGCGGGAGCUUCACGGUCGUCGUCGAGAAUCAUGUUCAGCUGGCGGGCGUCGAGACAGAGUCGGGUGGAGCCGUCCUUCUUCGAAACGCAGGUAAUAGGUAAACUAUAAUGCGAUGUGGAUGGUUCGAUAAUGCCUAGUCUUUCCAUCCUAUCUAUUUCGGCAGCUGCUGCUUGACGGUGCGCAAAAGGGAUGGGAUAAGAUUUUCUAUAAUACGACUCAUGUGGUUUGACCUCUAAUUUACACUGAAAAUGAUUUGCCAAU